This is a messenger RNA of Cicer arietinum (chickpea), 1365 nucleotides long. RefSeq names its product probable peroxidase 26. NCBI's taxonomy places the organism in Eukaryota, Viridiplantae, Streptophyta, Magnoliopsida, Fabales, Fabaceae. Gene Ontology annotation, biological process: hydrogen peroxide catabolic process; response to oxidative stress. The record is from RefSeq and is a predicted model, not a curated record. Gene Ontology annotation, molecular function: peroxidase activity; heme binding.
UUCUGAUGCAUGGUCGGUUAUUGCCACUAGGACAUUGUGUACUGCUAUAUAAGCUGCAAAAUGCAUUAAGUUUCUAACCAGUGCUAGCUAUAUUUACAAAACAAGCUUAGUAUUACACACAGAGAUAUAGAGAUUUGAUUUUGUAGUUGUUUUGCCCUAAUGGGGAGACUUGUGUUUGUGGUUUUCCCACUAAUAGUAGCUUUUGCAAUGUUGAGCCUGUGUCAUGGGAUGGCAGCAGCAGCAGCACCUCCAAAACCAAAGUUGCAAUGGCAUUACUAUCAGGUUCACAAUACAUGCCGCGACGCAGAGCAGUAUGUCCGACACGAAGUGAAGAUGUUUUGGAAAAGUGACAAAAGCAUUACAGCUAAAUUACUACGCUUGAUUUCCUCUGACUGUUUUGUCACCGGCUGUGAUGCAUCAAUACUGCUUGAUGAAGGACCGAAACCAGAAAAAACUGCACUGCAGAACCGGGGGCUUGGAGGAUUUGUAAUAAUUGACAAGAUCAAAACUGUUCUAGAAUCACGAUGCCCUGGAAUUGUCUCCUGCUCUGAUAUACUCCAUCUCGCCACCAGGGAUGCUGCUAAAAUGGCAGGUGCACCAGGUUAUCCAGUUUUCACAGGAAGAAAGGAUGGCAUGAAAUCAGAUGCUGCGUUAGUAGACCUGCCAUCACCAUCCAUCUCAUGGCAGAAAGCUCUAGAAUAUUUUGAAUCGAGGGGAUUGGACGUACUAGAUAUGGCAACACUCUUAGGAGCACACACAAUGGGCCGAACACAUUGUAGCCACAUUGUUGAUAGGCUGUAUAAUUACAGUGGUACUGGAAAUCCAGACCCAAGCAUGGACGCUACUUUUCGAGACACAAUGAGAGGACUUUGUCCCCCCAAAACAAAGAAAGGACAACAUGACCCACUGGUAUUCCUUAACCCAAAUUCUGGAUCAAAUUACACCUUCAGAGAAUCAUACUACAAAAGGAUCCUACACCGUGAAGCUGUCCUGGGAGUCGAUCAACAAUUACUAUUUGGCGAUGCCACCAAAGAGAUCACCGAUGAAUUUGCUGAUGCUGCUGGAUUAGAAGAUUUUAGGAGAUCUUUUGCUCAAUCAAUGUUCAAAAUGGGAAAUAUCAAAAUUUUAACAGGAAAUCAAGGAGAGAUACGCCGGAAUUGUCGAUUCACAAAUAAGUGAAACCCAAAUUUGCAGCAGGAGAAAUUGGGUGUUUAGUGUGGAUUCAGAUCUGCCCAGUUUAAACAUAAUUGUCUGUGUUCUGAAGGUAAAAAAUAAUACAUGAAUAAGGGACAAGAACGUCUCCUCUUUUGUUCUUUGUAAGAUCCAACAAUUUAAGAAAACACAAAAAAUUUUAGUAUGUAUAAA